Molecule: messenger RNA, 6939 nt
Organism: Vicugna pacos (alpaca)
Lineage: Eukaryota; Metazoa; Chordata; Mammalia; Artiodactyla; Camelidae
Gene: PELO
Product: pelota mRNA surveillance and ribosome rescue factor
Biological process (GO): nuclear-transcribed mRNA catabolic process, no-go decay; RNA surveillance; ribosome disassembly
Cellular component (GO): cytoplasm
Source: RefSeq, a predicted model, not a curated record
GAAACUAACACAACAUUGUAAAUCAACCAUACUUCAAUUUUAAAAGUUAAAAAUAAAAAAGGUGUCAGAAAUAGAUGAGUCAAAAACUUUCAAUUAGAGGAGAACUAAUGACCACUCACUCUUUCAUAUAAUCACAAUUAGGUACCAGUCAUUGUGCUGUGUUCCAGGAACACAAAGACAAAUAAAAGGUAACGUCUGCCCUUAAGAAGCGCAGAGUCUGAAAGAGGCAAUAGACAAGCAAAGAAGCAAUGAUUCAAGAAGCCCCCUAAGCAGAGAAAGGAAAAGAGUAUGUUUGUGAUGUUGGAAAGUAAGUCUGCAAAAAAUACAAGACGAAUACAAGAAAAUUUACACAGCCCCUACUAUUUAAGGGUCACUGUGCUAAGCACAGGAUAUUCAAACAAGGGAGCUCAUAAUCCCUGCUGCUGUCACACAAACCAUUUCUAACAUAUUAUUAUAACAGGAAGAAAGAUUGUAAUCCAGUUCACCAUGAGGCACACACCCCACUUCAUGUAGCAGGACUAACCUAAGGUUUCUCUGGAAAGGAGGUACCAGUAUAAAUAAAUGCACCCAACAGAUCAUCUAUCAGUCAACUCUACUGAACUCGUUAUUUUUCCAAGGCUGAAUAAUUAUGAUCAUGUUAAAGUGAGCCCUUGCCCCUUCCUCUGUCUGAUCCAGAUCUCUAACUUCAAUCCAGGCAUUCUUAGAGAUUUAUAAUAGUACCUUGUAUGUUUAGAGAGUUCUACAAUUUGUGAAGUAUAAUCUCCAAAUGAGACAGGCAGACAAAUAAUCUUAUUGACAAUUUAGAAUAAAAAAGAAUGAAAGAAUGAAAAAGGUCAGGUUUAUAGAAGUUAGGGGACUUAUCUGAAGUUGCUAAAAUCUAGCUAGAAAAGACCGUAACUCAAGUCGGCUGACUCAUGGCAUGCAAGCAUUAAACUUAGUUAUUAAUCCUUUACCAUUAAAAUUAAAAUGGGCCUUUAGGAAGAAUUGAAUUCAAAACUGAAAAUGAAUGUGUCAGGGUGAGAUUAUGGUAUUGUUUAAUUUUUUUAAAAUACUGUUGCAGCGUAAUUCUCACAAUUAAAACAAUUUUAACUACUGAAUUCAAUUUCCUCAAUUCUUAAGUAAAAGAAACUGAGUUUCAAAGAGACUGAGUGGUGCCAAAAAUUACAGUGAAAAAUAGUUGACAGGGUAAGAAUUACAAUCCAGGAUACUUGACUUCUAGUCCAAUUCUCUUUUUCAGACACUAGAAGUAUAUCAAAACAACAAAAUGGAAACUUUUGGAGGAACAACACUGACUUUUUUUUCUUCUGGUGAGAUAAAUAUAAAUAAAAGAUUAUAGGAAAAGUAGAUAUAAUUAAAGUUACUGAUAUAAAGGCUUCUGCCUUCAAAGAGCCAAUAAAUAAAUAUGAAAGUAGAAUUUACAACAACAUAGCUAAAUAGUGGCGUUUUUUCCUCAUGAUUUUGCUUAUUUCAGUAAAGACUGAAAAUACCUUAUACUGUUAUGUAUCAAAUCACUACUAUAUCCAAAGAAGUUUGAAAAUAAGAGGAAUUACUUUGUAUGUCAGGUGAACUACAGUUAAUAACAAUAUCAGUGUCUUAAGAAGUAUCUGUAAUAAUAUUAAACAUAGUUGCCAACAUUUCACAUGUGAUCCACUCAGCUUAUCAUUCAUAAAUGACUGUCUGGUAGGUGCAAAGGACUUUUCAUGGGACAGGGAUACAAGGAUGAAUCCAUCCAGAGUUCAAUAAGAAAGAAAAGAUAUGUACUCCAAUUAAUAUAAUGCAUGGCUUCAAAUGUGAGAUAACAUUUUCGUUCGUCCUUAAAGAUAAGUAGGAUUUACAGAAACUUGAGUGAGAGAAAGUGACAUUUUAGAAAGAGAGAACAGGAUGAGCUAAGGCAGCAAAGAAGAAAGUUGCCAAAACUUAUGGGGAACAAAGACUCCCCUCACAGGGGAAUACAGGCAGCUGUUGGGGGCGGGUAUCUAGGAAAUAAAGCUUGUAAAGCCAUGUCAUGGAAGCCCUGAACGCCAGGGAAUUUGAAUUUUGGCUAACAGGGAAUGAGAACCCCAAAUACUCAAAAGUGUAAUGGCUGGUCUAGAAAGACUAAGUUAUAACACAAAGUCUGGGAGAAAAACACCUGCUCAUUCAACAAGAAGCUCAAGUUACUAAAAAAAAAAAUUCUGUUACAGGUGUUUCAGAUCAAAUUGUAAUUCUGUGAAAAAUUUUAUAGUAUGUUCAAUCACUGAAGGACAUUCGUAUUUAAAAAGCAGCCCAAAGCAGUUUGCCUCAUAUAAAAAAGAAAAAAGAACCACAAAUUCAACAGUCAAUAUGGAUUUCCCAUAGGUUUUCAAUGUAAAAAUAUAUGUGUAUUUUUCUAAAGUAGAAUAUUAGAUCUUUCUCAAAUUAUAAUGGUGACCCAGGCUCUGAGUGGAAGUAAAACUAUGUUAAAAAUAAUGUAAGGAUUUUUUUUUAAGUAAUAAAAGAGCAAGGGACCCUUCCUUUCAAAUCCUCUAGGUUGGUUCCUAAACUGUGAGCCUUUCCUAACGUGAAAGUUAAGAGGAAACAGCAGUGAGUAACAGCACAUAAUUUCUAAGGUUGCAGAGAUUUCAAGCAUCCAUAAUAUAGAAUUGUGUUAGUGGAAAGAGCAAGUGUGGAGUUAAGGAGGCCUGAAUUUGAAUGCUAGUCAUAUGAUCUUGAAUACACUUCUUAACUUCACUAUAAUUCAUUUUUUCAUCUAUAAAAUGGGGAUAACAAAUAUUUAACUUAUAGGCAAGGAUGAGAAAGCAUAGGAAAGUACCUGGUGAAUAUUCAAUAAAUAUAGCUCUUGAAUAAAAGCCUAACAUUUAUUAAGAUCCUACUGUGUGCCUAUCACUGUGAUUCUGUGAUACUGUACAUACAAAGGUGAUCAAAGAGUACCUCAAAGCACUGCCUCCUGUCUGUCUGUCUGUCUCUGUCUCUGUCUCUGUCUCUGUCACACACACACACACACACACACACACACACACACACACCCUCCCUCCCUCUACCAAUUAAGAAUUCUUCUAGGUUAACAAGCACCUUUUAAAAAGAUACACAUCCUUUGGAGACAUAAGCCAUACUCACACUUUAGUGUGAUCAGUUCCUUGCUCAGUGAAAAGUUGUCAGGUUCUCCUGGAAAUAGAAGAAGGGGGUCUAAGUUAGGAACUUUGUGAGUUCCCCAGUAUGAUAGGAAAGUGGGGAAGGAAAAAGGGAGGAAGGAGGUACAGAAGCGGAGGGGCGAAGAGGCGAGGCCAAAAAAUAACAGUUUUAAUUUGCUCUAGAGCUAUGGAGGAGAACUUUGUGUCCCCUGACAAUCUCUGAGGAAGUUAACUGAGACGAGUAUCAAGACUUGUGCCAAAGUCAGAUUGCUCCCUUUCAUCCCUGUCUCCACUAGUUCGGGGUGGUAAACUUCCCCUUCAGUGCCAUAGAGAGGAAGACAGGAAGAAGAAUGAGAUUUGUGUCCUCUGCCCUCCAACCCAUCUUAACUCUCAAGAAAACUUGGGUGACCUUUUUCUAUUCACUGGUCCUUUUAAGAGGCAAGCCCCACUUCUCAAACUCCCCUGUCUCCCCUUCCCCACAAAAUGUUAAGUGACUUAAGAAUUUUCUUUUAAAUCAGUUCCGUAGCUAUUCAGUAGGGAUCGGUCACAGAUUAGUUCUUCCCCAAUUCCCCUAUCCUCAGCUCUCAGCUCAGCUUUGACAGUAAAGAUCCUGUUUUCUAAACUACUGCGACCCAAUCCCCACCCUAAACACUUCACAGGCUACCGCGCUGCCCAAAGCUGAGACUGCCAACCUUGGAUUCUGUUAACUCUCAGGACGUCAGGUCCACCCAGGGGUAAAUUCCACAGAUGGUUUCUUCCCUCUCUGGGAUCAGUGUUCUAAGAUUUGGGUUAAUCAGACCGUGCAGACUUGGGUAACUAAGCACAGAAACAGCUGGGCACGUUGCUCAGAGCCCAGACCCAGCGUCACCAGUCGCUCUUAUGAAACAGCUUCUGGACAAACCGGCUCCAAUAGGCGUGUAGCGUCUCUGUGAGGAUAAGGCAGGAGCAAAGCGGAGCACAGUUGGACCUUGAGGAGAAGUCUGCACCUUUGAGAGUUCUUUUUACUUUUCUAGUAUUUUUUCCAGUUUUGAAAUUGGAUUUAUCCAGAGGGAGAACGGGUAGAGAGGCAACUAACUGCACUCGGGUGAAAAAAUAUGUAUUUGCACUCAGGAACUCCCCAGAUUCUUCACAAACAGGGGUGGAAGAGAAAACUUAGGAAGUCCACGUUGAGCAUUAAAAUAAAAUUCGCUACUAAGGAUUCCGUGCACUUUCUUUACGCGGUUUCUUCUUCUGGAAACUUAGUGCUUAGUGCGCCUGCGCACGCUGCGGCCCCGCCUCCCUCCUGAGGUCGUAAAACGUGCGCCGCGCGGCCGGACGCGGGCGGCGCAUGCGCCCUCAUUGCGUCAGCCUUUCGGUCCUUGCCGGCGGCUGGAACCGCGGGGUGGAAGGUGUUCGCUGCGUUGUCUCUCGCGCCGGUUUGGCGCGGCGCGCCCGGAGACCACGAAAAGGAAGGGCUAGAGUAAGUGCUCCCCCUGGCCACUUGAGUCGGGUAUAGAGUGUUUCCUUCCCGCCAGGAAAGUGCCCGUGGGAACCGGACCCCGCCCCCUUCCCGGCCUAGACUUCCUUUCCCCUCCCUAUUCCUUUCCCGGUGGGGACCCUCUCUGUGCUUCUUGUUCUGGCUGUGAGCCCCUGCCGAGAUCAUGAAGCUCGUGAGAAAGGACAUCGAGAAGGACAACGCGGGCCAGGUGACUCUGGUUCCGGAGGAACCUGAGGACAUGUGGCACACCUACAACCUAGUGCAGGUGGGCGAUAGCUUGCGUGCCUCCACUAUCCGCAAAGUCCAGACCGAGUCCUCCACGGGCAGCGUAGGGAGCAACCGGGUCCGCACUACCCUCACUCUCUGCGUGGAGGCCAUCGACUUCGACUCUCAAGCCUGUCAGCUGCGGGUCAAGGGGACCAACAUCCAAGAGAAUGAGUAUGUCAAGAUGGGGGCUUAUCACACCAUCGAGCUGGAGCCUAACCGCCAGUUCACCCUGGCCAAGAAACAGUGGGACAGUGUGGUUCUGGAGCGCAUCGAGCAGGCCUGUGACCCAGCCUGGAGCGCCGAUGUGGCGGCCGUGGUCAUGCAGGAAGGCCUCGCCCAUAUCUGCUUAGUCACUCCCAGCAUGACCCUCACUCGGGCCAAGGUGGAAGUGAACAUCCCUAGAAAACGGAAAGGCAACUGCUCCCAGCACGACCGGGCCUUGGAGCGGUUCUAUGAACAGGUGGUCCAGGCUAUCCAGCGCCACAUACACUUCGAUGUUGUAAAAUGCGUCCUGGUGGCCAGCCCAGGAUUUGUGAGGGAGCAGUUCUGCGACUACAUGUUCCAGCAAGCAGUGAAGACCGACAACAAAGUGCUCCUGGAAAACCGGUCCAAAUUCCUUCAGGUACAUGCCUCCUCUGGACACAAGUACUCCCUGAAGGAGGCUCUCUGUGACCCUACUGUAGCUAGCCGCCUUUCAGACACUAAAGCCGCUGGGGAAGUAAAAGCCUUGGAUGACUUCUAUAAAAUGUUACAACAUGAACCUGACCGAGCUUUUUAUGGACUCAAGCAGGUGGAGAAGGCCAACGAGGCCAUGGCAAUUGACACAUUGCUCAUCAGCGAUGAGCUCUUCAGGCACCAGGAUGUAGCCACACGGAGCCGGUAUGUGCGGCUGGUGGACAGUGUGAAAGAGAAUGCAGGCACUGUUAGGAUAUUCUCUAGUCUUCAUGUGUCAGGGGAACAGCUCAGCCAAUUGACUGGAAUAGCUGCCAUUCUCCGUUUCCCUGUCCCUGAACUCUCUGACCAAGAGGAUGAUUCCAGUUCUGAAGAAGAUUAAUGACUGGAACUUAAAAUUGAGAUAACCUGUAUCUCACUUGUCAGGGUUACAUUUUCUCAGCAUCUUUGUGACAGAAAGCUGCAAGGGUGGGUGGCACUUUGUGAUUCUUACAAGGAUUUCUCAUGUAUUUGGUCACUAGGUGCUUUGUGGUUGGCAGGACUUGUAUUCAAACUAAACAAUAAAAGGAAAUCUCCAAUAAUUUCCAUGUAUUACCAUCUUUAUUGGGAUAAUUUUAUAUGGGAAUUAUGAAUUAUUUGCAGUACUUAGAAACAUUUUGUAUGUUUAAUUCAAGAUUGCCAGUGUACUUUCGGAUAGAUCGUAAAAUCCCAUACUGCAUGCUUUGAAGUAGUAUUCCUUAGGAAAAGAUUUUUAAUAUCUCAUUAUCUUCAGCUCUCAUUGUUUGUUAAAUUCUGCCUGAUGUUCUUACACUGGAUUUUUUCAUGAUCCCUUUUCUACCAGUUUCUCCCACGUUCCAUUUAUUCUUUAUUUUUAAAUUUACCUGCUGUUUUAAAAGAUAGCUAAAUAAUUAGAAGACUUUUUCGAAGACAAGUUUAAAAUGUGUUUUUCUUAAAAUACUUGUUAAACCUAGAAUUAAUCAUGUUUGCUUUAGAGGAGCACCUAAUCAGUUAUUUGUAGGUCAUAGAGCUCUGACCUGCUAAGGAGUCUUAAGAUAAUCCAUUUGAGGGGUCUUUAUUUUUUAGAUGAGGCUAAGGUAUGUGAUUUGCUUGUCAUGUGGCUAACUAGUGACAAACUUGGAAGUGGUUCUCUAAUCUGGACUCAAGUUCUUUGCACUGUCACACUACUUACGUAUUUAUUUUUUGCCUUAUCAUAGUUAUACUUAAUGUCUUGUAUUUGUGUGUACUUUUACAGUCUUAAUGGAUUUUCUCUACAGCCUAUUUCACGGGUGAGAAAGCCUGUUUAGAAAGUGUUAGGUCACAUCAUUAAUAUGGGGCAGUUGACUUGUACUUCAACUCUUUACUAUAAUUAGGGAAUUUCUGCAAAUACCUGAGAUAUUAAAAUAUUUUUCUUAG